AUGAGCCGAGCCCCUUUAUUGUCAACUCCUGAGCCUAGGGACAUCCUCACGAUGUACCUCUCCGUCUCAGCCACCACAGUUAGCUCAGUACUCAUCCGUCCCCACGAAGGUGCUGAACAUCCGGUGCACUAUAUUACCAAGGGAUUGCAAGAUGCCGAGGUUCGGUACCCAGACAUCGAGAAGCUGGCCUUUGCUCUGGUAGUGUCAACCAGACGCCUCAUACCAUACUUCCAAACUGACACCAUCCAUGUUCUAACCAACCAGCCACUAAGGCAGGUAUUGCAAAAGCCAGAGAUUUCGGGCAGGUUGGUUAAGUGGGCUAUUGAGCUAAGUGAAUUUGAUAUCCACUACAAACCCCGCCCAGCUACAAAGGGCCAAGUUGUUGCUGACUUCAUAUCAGAAUUCACAGAACCCCAAGCUUUGGCGGUUCCUCAUAUCAUAACCGAACCCAAUCCUCCCUUGAGCCAGGUCCAUGUAGCCAGCAACGGCACCCUCGAUCUGACCCAGCCCUUGUGGACCUUAUAUGUGGAUGACACUUCCAAUACCCAGGGAUGUGGAGCUGGCCUUGUUCUUAUCUCACCAGAUAAGGUUGUCUUUGAGUACGCCCUCCACUUCAAAUUCCACGCCUCCAACAAUGUCGCUGAGUACGAAGCACUCUUAGCUUGCCUUCGGCUAGCCAAGGAGAUGGGCGCUAGGCAAAUCCAUAUAUUCAGCAACUCCCAACUCGUCUUUCAUCAAGUCAACCAGGACUUCACGGCUAAGAACACCUCUAUGACGGCAUAUCUUUAG
Messenger RNA from Prunus armeniaca (apricot), 789 nucleotides. NCBI's taxonomy places the organism in Eukaryota, Viridiplantae, Streptophyta, Magnoliopsida, Rosales, Rosaceae. The record is from the annotation of a GenBank genome assembly.